Molecule: messenger RNA, 1003 nt
Organism: Salvelinus sp. IW2-2015
Lineage: Eukaryota; Metazoa; Chordata; Actinopteri; Salmoniformes; Salmonidae
Gene: mrm2
Product: mitochondrial rRNA methyltransferase 2
Biological process (GO): RNA methylation
Cellular component (GO): mitochondrion
Molecular function (GO): rRNA (uridine-2'-O-ribose)-methyltransferase activity
Source: RefSeq, a predicted model, not a curated record
AAACUCAUGUGAUCAGGAAGUGCAACUACAAAAUCGAACCAAAUGCUGUUUGCCAGCAGCAUUAGCACAUCGUUGCCAUUACAUUUAGCUAAAUAAUGUGGUACUCAGUGUUACAAAAAUCAUAUCUACAUACCUCUGUACAUCUCCUAAAAAAGGCUGCGCAUAAUCUGAAAGGAAAGAGUACUGCUGAUCAGCGCUGGAUAGUUCGGCAGCUUAAUGACCCCUUUGUGAAGGCAGCCCAUGUGCACAACUACCGGUGUAGAAGCGCCUUCAAACUGCUGGAGAUUGAUGACAAAUACAAACUUUUAAAACCCGGAUUCAACGUAAUAGAUUGUGGUGCUACACCGGGUGCUUGGAGCCAGAUAGCUGUUCACAGGGUCAACUCAACUGGGGCUAACGGAGAAUUCCCCCGUGGCACUGUGGUUGGAGUUGACCUUCUGCAUAUAGCACCUCUAGAUGGAGCUCACUUCCUGUCCAAUCAUGACAUCACCGACCCAGUCACACAUGCCAAGCUGCUUGAACUUCUCCCUGGUGCCCAGGCUCAUGUCAUCAUGAGUGAUAUGGCACCCAAUGCCAGUGGUUUCAAGGAGAUGGACCAUGAAAAACUCAUCACAAUGUCGUUGUCAUUGAUUGACUUGGCUGAGAAGGUGUUGCAGACUGGUGGCUCUCUGAUUUGUAAGUAUUGGGACGGGGCAUUGGCGCACCAGCUUCAGCAGAAGCUGUCAGCUGUGUUCCGUGACGUCAGGACAGUCAAACCAAAAGCCAGCCGAAAGGAGUCGUCAGAGUUGUUUUUCCUUGCCCGGUCGUACAGAAAAAAUAAAAUAGUCUGACUGUAUAUUUUCAUGCGUGUUGUAAGCUUUGUUCACCUGCAAUGAAAGGCUUGAGGUGCUCAAGCACUUGAGUAGCCCCUCUAUUUCUCCUUCAUGAAUGUACUUUCUGUAAAAAUCUAUAGUGUUCUAUGAUAUCUUUACCCAACUCAUUAAAAUCGAUGGAGAUUCUACAG